AAGUCAUUGUGUACGUAACAACCACCAAUAUUCAAUGAGUCCCCACUCCCCACACUGUGACAGAGGCACAGACCAUCAACUUAAUUACUAAUCUUAUUAUUUCUCACUUUUUCUAUGCACUACUUUUGCUAUAAACCUUAGCUUCUUAUUCUCACUGCCUUGAAGUCAUUGUUGGAACUUAAUUGGAAUUUGGGAUGAUUCUCUGUAGCCAUUUUCUUUACGAUGCUCUUCUCUGCCUUCCUCAUUAGUAGGAGCCUCUAGCUGCUGAUGGAGGUUCCAGCUUCCCAGGCAACCCUUUAUCUAUUGUUGGUUUGAAAGGAAGGAGACAGAAAGACAAAGAAAAUUGAAAAGAAGGUAGUGAUUUGUGAUUGUAGAUCUAAUAUGCUCUAUUUCAAAUGCAUAAAAAUGUAGCAAAAACAAAAAAAAAGCAAGGAUGAAAUAAAAGCAUGUCGAACAUUUUUAUACCGGACUUUUUGCAAGAACGUGUGUUCGAUGCAGUAGGUGGUUUCUUAACAAAGCAAGUAAACUAUGUAUGGGAUUACGAGAAAAGAUACGAUGAUGUAAGCAAAGUUGUAGAGAAUCUCAAGAAUGACAGAGAUGAGGUGUGCGAUAAAGCCGAGGAAGAUGAAGGACGAUAUGGGAGAGCAAUAUACGAUAAUGUUUUAGAAUGGCUAGCUCGUGUGGAUGAAAUUGUUGUUAAAUAUAAUAAGUUCAAAGAAGAUCAUGAUAAUAAUGAAGGGUAUGCACUUGCUUUUCCAUUUCAAAAUCUAAACAUAAGGUAUCGUCAAAGCAAAAUAGCAGAAGGUAUCAAAGAUGAUGUUGAAAGAUUGCAACAUGAGAAGCAUGAUAGAAUAUCUCGCUGGCAGGGCCCACCUUCAUCAAUGGGUUAUGCGCUUCCUACUGUUGAAUAUGAAGAGCUUGAUUCAAGAAAACAAAACAUGGAAGAUGUCAAGAAAGCCUUGGAAGACUCGAGUGCUACAAUGAUUGGUAUUCACGGGCUACCUGGUAUAGGGAAGACUACUUUGGUCAUAGAAGCUAUUAACAGAGCUCAAAAUCAAGAACCUAAGUUAUUUGAUAAGGUGAUUAUGGCAAAUGUGACAAAAAAUCCGAACAUCAGAAAAAUUCAAGGGCAGAUCGCUGACAUGCUCGGGAUGACAUUGCAAGAGGAGAGUGAGAAUGGGAGAGCUGGUCGCAUAAGAGAGAAAUUGAAGAAAGAAAAAAACACUCUUAUAAUCUUAGAUGAUAUGUAUGCAAAAAUAGACUUGGAUAUGUUGGGAAUUCCAUCACAGAGUGGCGAUGACAAGAAGAAUCUCAUUCUCAAACAAGGAAUAAAAUCUUCUAAUCCCUCUACAACUCUAACUAAAUCAGAGACAAAGAAGGUUGCUAGUGCUGGACAAAAUUUGCCAGAAGAAAAGUCAGAUGCUAACAUAAUGAGACCAGAUAAAAAAACUGAGGACAUCUCUACCAGUGGUUCUAGUAACGUAGAGAAAGCAGUACAACAGAAUCAAAAAGGGUGCAAGAUUUUGCUAAUUUCUGAGACAAAACGAGUAUUGAGCCAGAUGGAUGUGAAGACAAAUUUAGUUAUCUCUAUGGAUAACAUAAAACCUGACGAUGCAAAAAAAUUGUUCAAAAAAAAGGUAGGAAUAACAGAUGAGAAAAAUUCUGAUCUUGAACGGCUAGCCAUUGACAUUGCCAAGAAGUGUCAUGGGUUGCCCAUGUCAAUAGUUACAACAGCAAAGGCAUUAAAAAAUCAAAAUCGCUCAGUUUGGGAGGAGACCCUUAAAACACUUGAAAGACAAAAGCUUACAGGAACACCGGAAUAUUCUACAAAGUUGAGUUAUCAACUUUUAGAAAAUGAGGAGCUCAAGCUUAUCUUCUUGCUUUGUGCUUGUAUGGGUCAAGAUGCAUUGGUCUCAGACUUAGUGAGACUAUGCAUUGGUUUGGGUUUUCUUGAAGGCGUCUACACAGCAAGGGAAGCCAGAGAUCAAGUGCAAAUGUUGCUUAUUCAUUUAAAAGAGUCAGGUUUAUUGUCUGACAGUUAUUCAAAUGAUCGUUUCACGAUGCAAAACCUUGUUCGCAAUGGAGCUUUGUUGAUAGCAUCAGAGAAUAACGUGUUUGUGCUGGCAAAAAGAAAGCUAGAUGAAUGGCCUGAUGAAGAUAAACUUGAGAUGUACACUGCUAUUUUCUUACAUCAUUGUGAUGUCAACACUGAGGAGUUUCCUGAAAGUUUAAAAUGUCCUAAACUCAAAGUUUUUCAUUUUCACAAUAACCAUCAGCAUUUCAAAAUGCCGAAAUACUUUUUCCAAGAAAUGAAAGAACUUAGAGUGUUGGUUCUGAUUGGCAUUGAUCUCUCCGAAAUGUCUUCAUCAAUGGAAUGCCUAACAAAACUCCGAAAGCUUUGUCUGGAGCAAUGCAUUAAUCUAGAUGAGAACUUAUGCAUCAAUAUUGGGAAGUUGAUGAAGAAUCUAAGAAUUCUAAGCUUUUCCGGAUCUGAUAUUAAAAGCUUGCCUAUUGAAUUGAAGCAUUUAUCAAAGUUACAAAUUCUUGACUUAAGUAAUUGCUCCGAGCUAAAAAAAAUUCCUCCACUUCUAAUAUCAAGCCUCACUAGUUUGGAGGAGUUGUACAUGAGAAACACUUCGGUUGAAUGGAGAAUUGAUAACAGACAGAACAACAAAAACAAAAAUGCCAGUCUUUCAGAGUUGGGACAUCUAAAUCAAAUAACAAAUGUUGACUUACAAAUCCCAAGUGUUGCCCAUUUGCCAAAAAACUUGUUCUUUGAUAAGCUGCAUAGCUAUAAAAUUGUAAUUGGCUCGUCAAGUACACAUUUGGAGCCAGAUUUCAAGAUUCCGGAGAAAUAUCAACUGUUGAGGUAUUUGGCGAUACUGGAGAAAAAUGUUGGCAUUCAUUCUCAGAAAGGGAUCAAAAUGUUGUUUGAAAGAGUUGAGAAUUUGUUGCUGGAAGAACUCAACGGUGUCCAAGACAUCUUUUAUGCACUCAAUUUGAAAGGGUUUCCAUGUCUUAAGACUUUAUCCAUUGUGAGUACUUGUAGCAUUCGAUAUUUGAUCAACCCACAGGAGAGGAAGCAUCCUGAGAAUGCUUUUCCGAAACUGGAGACAUUGCACCUCUACAAGCUCGAUAACAUGGAGCAACUAUGCUCUCGUGUCUCACUUUCAUCAUCCUCAUUUUGUAAACUGAAAGUUGUCAAGAUUAAGCUUUGUGGUUUAUUAAAGAAUGUCUUUUUAAUAUCUAUGGUCAAGCUUUUGGUUGCUCUUCAAACAAUUGAAGUUUCAGAAUGUAACUCUCUAAAGGAGAUUGUGUUUGCGGAAGAUCCACAAGAUGCUAAUGCGUCGAAGUCUCUUAAGUUUCAAGAAUUACGCACUUUGUCAUUAAAAUCAUUACCUGAGUUUCAUGGAUUCUGUUCCAUUUCAUCUACAGCGCAACAAAAAGUAUUGUUGGAUGAACAGGUUGAAUUCUCAAAAUUAGAGAGAUUAGAGUUGUGCUCUAUCCAAAUCCACCAAAUAUGGAAUGGCAAAAAUCCUCCUUUUGGAAAAUUGGUACACUUGGAAGUGAAUGGUUGUGAUAAUUUAAAAAGUUUGUUAACAUUGUCUAUGGCUAUAAAUAUGAAGACUCUCCAAAGUCUAUCUGUCAGCGAGUGUGACAACAUGAUGCAUAUUCUUCUCAACGAGAACAGCAAUGAUACUCAAAGUGAAAAGAAGGUUACCAUCUUUCCAAAUUUGAAGAGUAUUAAAGUGAGAAGCAUGAAGAGUUUGAGUGGGAUAUGUCAUAAUGAAUUUGAACUCCCAAAAGCCUCUUUCGAAAAGUUGGAGAGCCUAGCCAUUGAUGAGUGUCAUAAACUGGUCCAUGUUUUCACUUCUAAUGUGGUGGGAAUAUUUCAGCAUGUAAGCAACUUAAGCGUUACUAAUUGUAAGUCAAUGAAAGCUAUAUUUGAGUCAGCAGCUUGGGAAAAGAAGCGAACUUCUAAGGAUGCAACACCCAAGUUGCAAGAUGUUCAUUUUCAAUCACUUCCAAAAUUAGAGCAUAUGUUCAACAUGAAGAUAAAACAGCAGGAAGAGAUUCUUAAGUUAAACAAUUUGCAUAAGAUAUGGGUUCAAGAUUGUAAAAGGUUGGAAAACAUAUUUUCUGCUCCUGUCGCUAAAACACUUGAAAAUAAUCUGGAAGAGCUUGUGGUCUCGGAUUGCUCUCAAUUGAGGCAAAUUGUUGCCAAGAAAGAAGAAGAUGCCAGCAGUCUUACUAAAUUUAACUUUUUGAAACUGGCAACCAUCAAAUUUUUGAGACUACCAAAAUUCAAGAGUUUCUAUCCAGGAGCUUAUGGAAUAGAAUUUUCAGCACUCAACAACUUGUCUAUUGAACAAUGUGACAACUUGGAACCAUUCAGAGAAGAAAUCAUAGAUGAACAACCAAAUCCUGCCCUCUUUCCUGAAACGGUAAUGAACAAUUUGAAGUCAAUUCAAAUUGAGUCGAGACAUGCAACAUUAUCGACUAACUAUGAUUAUCGAAGGGAUAAUCUAGAAGAGCUUCAAUUAUCAGGACUGAAGGAUACUAAAAUUCUGUAUUCUUUCCUUUAUAGCAAUCCUAAUAUGAAGAAUCUAUGCUUGAACGAUGCUUCUUUUGAAGAAUUGGUGCCUCUUGAAAGGCUUGCUAAGAUUGAAAGCUUAGGAGUUGUCCCACAGCUAAAAAGCUUGAAGUUAACAGAUCUACCUUAUCUUCAGAAGAUUGGCUUCGAAAGAGACCCAAUUCUUCAAAGGAUAGAGACAUUGGUUUUUCAAAAUUGCCCAUGUUUGAAAACCAUAGCACCUUCUAAUGUAUUUUUCUCUCACUUGACAAAGCUUGAAGUGGUUGACUGUGAAACAUUAACAUAUUUAAUGUCACCAUCAACCGCAAGAAGUUUGGGUCAACUCAACACCAUGAAGGUAAUUAAUUGUGAAUCUCUUGAGGAAAUUGUAUCAGAGGAAGGACAAGAAGAUAAUAAAGAGAAAGAUGACAUCAUUUUCAAACAAUUGACGACAAUUGAACUUGUGUCUCUCAAGCGCCUCGAAAGCUUUUGCAGCUCCGAGAGUUGUGCGUUUCAGUUUCCAUCAUUAGAGAAAUUUGUGGUGAGUGCUUGUCCCGAAUUGAAAAGUUUCUCCCAAGAAGAACACAUGAAACCACUGCCCAAGUUGGGAAAAGUAUAUGUUGUCCAUGAAAAAGACAAGGUGGAAGCGCACUGGACAAACAAUUUACAAGAAACAAUACGAGAUAUAUUCAACAAAAAGAUAUUUUUCAAAGGCAUGGAGAAAUUAAGUGUUUCUGAUGAUCUUGCUCAUCUACAACAACUAUGGCAAUGCAAAGAAGAACGCCCACAAGGAGAAUUGUUUAACAAUUUGAAAACUUUGAAGCUGAGUGGUUGUAAGUUCGAACCAUACGCAAUUCCAUCAAAUGUUCUUUUCAGUUUCAAGAACUUAAAAGAAUUGGAAGUGGAUAGCUGCAAAAAAAUAACAGGAAUUUUUGAAAUGAAUGAUACUGAGAUCAAGGAAACAUCGUUCCAACUGAAGAAGCUAACUUUGAAAUCGCUUCCAAAUGUGACACAUGUGUGGAACCCGGAAAAACAAGGAAUUCUCAGCUUCAAAAGUCUACAAAUAGUGACUGUCGAAGGCUGUGAGGAUUUGAGAACUCUAUUUCCUAUAGCCUUGGCCAGAGAUCUUAAGAAGCUUGAGAAACUUCUUGUUAGCGAAUGUGAUGAGUUAUCUAAUAUUAUAGAAGCUGGAACUGUUGAUGAACAUCUUGUGUUUCCUUGUUUAACCACAUUGGCAUUGUUUGUUUUGCCAAAGUUUACUGGCUUUUGCUCUCAGAAGUUCACUCUGGAAUGCCCUGCGUUAAUUUUUUUGGGCGUAUAUGGUUGCAACGAUCAACUGGAGCUAUUUCAGAGUCAAGGACAGGAAAACCAAAACAGCACCUCAACUGCUAAGCAACCACUUUUCAUGAAUAUAAAGGAUAUUUCCAAGAUGGAAAUUUUGCUUCUGAAUUGGAGACACACUGAAGCUUUAAGUUCAUGGUUGACAAAAUUGAAUAACGAAAAUCUUGAGAGUUUGAAUGAACUUGUCCUUGUUGUUGAUGAUGGGAAGAGUAACUGUAAUGUGGCGGUUAAAUUAUCUGAGAAGACACCCAAGUUGGAAACACUGAAAGUAGGCUUUUACUGUGAUGAAACCCUCAAAAAUAUAUUGCCCUCCCAUGAUGAUAAGAAGAUUCUUGGAAACUUAAAAGAAUUGUACCUAUUCAACUUAAAUGAGUUGCAAUCCAUGAGUGGGGUAGAAUACUUGUCAAAUCAGCUCCGUCUAUUAGAUGUUUAUUAUUGUCCAAAAUUGAUGACAACAAUAGUGCUACAAUCUUCCUCCAAUCUGAAAGAACUGCACAUAGAAUCAUGUGAUGCAAUGCUGCGUCUAUUCACAUCUUCAACAGCGAAAAUGCUAAUAUACCUUGAGGAGUUGCAAGUUGAGAGUUGUGAAUCAUUGAAAGAAAUCGUGGGGGAAGAACAGCAGAGUGCUAUGAAGAAAGACGAAGUUAUUGAAUUUAAGCAGCUAGAGAGGAUAACCCUUCGAUCUUUGGAAAGCCUGGAAUGCUUUUAUUCAGGGUAUGUCACUCUGAAGUUGCCCUCUCUCAUUCAACUGGACAUAGUGGAUUGCUCCAAGAUGAAAGUUUUCUCUCAUGGAAAUGUCGGCGUUUCUAGAAGCAUUCAAGUUUCUUACAACGACUCAAGUGAUGAUUUGGUCUUCCACCGUGAUCUUAAUAAUGCCGCUGUAUUGCAGUCUCUAAGUCAGAGUCGUCUUGAUCUUGGCAAUCACUCGGAGCUGAAAGAUUUAUGGCUUGAUAAAGUGCAUAUCUCAGAUGAGGCCUUCUCCUUUGGUAUAUUUGAAGUCAAAGAUACACCAACAGAUAUUGUUAUUCCUUUGAAGAUAUUAACUUUGGAGGAACUUCCAAAUCUGAGGCAUGUUUGGAACAAGGAUUCUGAAGGAAAGUUCAGUCUUCCCAAACUGGAGGAGGUUAUUGUUGAUAAAUGUGCAAGCAUAAAAUCGGUGUUCCCAGAAUCAGUUGGCAAGAGUAACAUACAAAUGUUAAAAGUGAAGAACUGUGCAGAGUUAGUUGAAAUUGUCGCUGGAGAUGAUGUAGCCAAACAGGUUAGCAUCUUCUCCACGCUAUCUUCUUUGGAGCUGUGGAAUUUGCCAAAUUUGAAGUGUUCAUUACUACUAUCGCAUUUGCUACCUUUCCUUCAUAAAUUACAAGAGUUGGUGGUUGGAAGAUGUGGUUCUUUGGAGACUAUAUUUGAUGUGAAAGAUGCACCAACAAAAGAAGAAGAUACAAACAUGAUUAUUGUUAUUCCUUUGAAGAAAUUGACUUUGGAGAAACUUCCAACUUUGAGUCAUGUUUGGAAAGGAAAGCUCAGUCUUCAAAAAUUGGAGGAGGUUAUUGUUGAUGAAUGUGCAAGCUUAAAAUCCUUGUUUCCAGAAUUAGUUAACAUACAGAGGUUAGAAGUGAAGAAUUGUGAGAAGUUAGUUGAAAUUGUCUCCAGAGAUAAACUAGCCAAAGAAGAAGAAGCAAAUAAACAGGUUAAUAUCUUCUCCAAGCUAUCUUGUCUGAAACUGUGGAAUUUGCCACAUCUGAGCUACAUUUAUCAUGGAAUGGAAGACUCUGAAUUUUCAUUAUCAAAUGCAUUACUACCAUUGCAUUUGCUACCUUCCCUUCAUAAAUUGGAAGAGUUGGUGGUUGGGAAUUGUGGUUCCUUUGAGACAAUAUUUGAUGUGAAAGAUGCUCCAACAAAUGAUGUGGAAGAUACAGACAUAAUUUCUGUUGAGGCCAUAUUUGAAGUCAAAGAUUCACCAGUAAAUGAUGUGAAAGAUAUUCUUUUGAAGAAAUUGACUUUGGAGCAUCUGCCAACUCUAAGCCAUAUUUGGAACAAGAAUCCUAAAAGAAGUAGUCUUAGCUUUCCAUGUCUGGAGGAAGUGGUUGUGAAUGGAUGUAAAAGCCUCACAAGCUUGUUGCCAGCAUCAUUGCCCAUGUCUAACAUGCUAAAGAUAGAUGUGAAAAACUGUGAGGAAUUGGUUGAAAUUGUUACAAAAGAUGAAGCAGACAAUGAAGAAACAAAUAAGGAGCUUAUUAUGUUCCCUAAGCUAACCUCAUUGACUCUGCACAAUUUGCCAAAUUUUACAUACAUUUAUGCUGGAAUGCAAAUUCUAAAUUUACCCGAGUUAAGAGAGUUGGAUAUUUCUCUUUGUAAAUUUGCAACGGAUUCCAUUGCAAAGGUUGUUACCCCUCACUUACAGCAACUGUCAAUAGACAAGGCAGGUGUGAUGAUGCUUGACAAUGAACUGCUUCAUUUGGACCCCCAAAACAUAACAUAUCUGAGAUUGCAGGGCUUUAAUGAUAUUGAUGACUCAGAUGCCGCAUCUGCCUUUAAUUUCUUCCCAAAUAAGGUGCCACUUCCCAAUAUUCAAAUCCUUGUGGUGGCCGACAGUGCUUUCAAAGAGAUAUUCCCCUUACAAAAGCCUGAGAUUAUUCAUUCACAGCUGCUUGUUCAAGAAUUGGAACUGAGGAAUCUGCACAAGCUUGAAUCUAUUGGGUUAGACCACACCUGGGUAACCUUCUCUAAUCUCACAUCGCUGAAACUUGAGGGUUGUGCGUCUUUGAAGUCUUUGUUCACUUCCUCAACCGCCAAAUGUCUUGUUCAACUUGAACAGUUGCGCAUAUCCAACUGUGAAGCACUCGAAAGUUUAAUGGUAGAUUAUCAACGACAUGAUGGUGAUCAUGAUGUCAUCAUAUUCGAAAAGCUUGAGAAAGUGUCUCUUAGCCAAAUACCAAAACUUGAGAGCUUCUACAAAGGAAACUCAACUUUGAAUUUUCCAUCUUUGGAGGAAGUUGAGGUCACUGAAUGCAACAAAUUGGAGUAUAUGUUCACAUUCUCAACUGCCAAAAGCUUGGAAAUUUUGCAUAAGAUGAAGAUUUCCAAAUGUGAGUCAUUGGAAACAGUAGUUUUGGCAACACAAGAGGCAAACCAACAACAUGAAGAUCUCACAUUCCCAGACCUCGAAUAUCUGACUCUUAGUGAAUUGCCAAAACUUGAAAGUUUUUUCACCGGAAACUCAUCAACUUUGAAUUUCCCAAAGGAUGAGUUUGAAGUUUGCAUCAGUCAAUGUGAGAGCAUGAAAACUUUCUCACAUGGUCACGUGGAAGCACCUAAAUUAUGGAAGGUGGAGAUAGAUGGAGUUGAUUGCUCAAUAGAGAAUCGUCUAAACGCUACAGUUAGCCAACAAUUUGAGAAUCGAUCGAAUAAGCAGCAUUGAUGAGUUAAUUAGUACAAUCAUAAUUUAAAAUGAAAUUUGUUGCUUGCUGAGAGAAGCUUAUUUUCAAUGCAUGCAUUUGUUACCAGUUAGCCUUGCAAAACUAGUAGUCUAAUCAAGGAGUAAUGGACGAAUAAAUAAGGAUGGUUCUAUGGGACACCAAAUGCAGGAGGAGAAUAUAAGUAGAUCCCAUGAAAGCAACAAAUAUUCAUUUCUGUUUGAGUGUGGUGUGUUGUGCAUGAUAUAAAUAAAUCCCCUGUAUUAUUAUGCAGGAAGAAGUGUAUGAUUCCUUUUUAACUUUUAAGUGACAAAGCUAUAAGCUUAGUGUGUUUUAUGAAUAAAUUAUAUUUUAGAUUUUUAUACAAGAUAUAAAGUGUGUGUGGUUAAGUUAUUGAGAGCAUUAGUGCACUUUCAUGUAUGAAAGUAGAUUGUAAUAAUUUUACAAUAUUGAAGGAGUGUGUGGUUUGUGUUCUAAUAAGAACUGAGUAGUUAAAAAUGGCAUGUAGAUAUAUUUCUUAUUUCUACAUAACACCAUUUUAAUGCA
Arachis ipaensis is the source of this 9873-nucleotide messenger RNA. RefSeq lists its product as uncharacterized. Gene Ontology annotation, molecular function: ADP binding; ATP hydrolysis activity. NCBI's taxonomy places the organism in Eukaryota, Viridiplantae, Streptophyta, Magnoliopsida, Fabales, Fabaceae. The record is from RefSeq and is a predicted model, not a curated record.